CAACAGAAUCAAUUGAAUAUCUGUUAGAAUACUGUUAGGAAAAAAUUAGUUUUUAUGGGCAGUUGACCAUGAAUUUGUUUAUUGUCAAUUUGUCUAUUAUGAAAUUAUGGAAUUUCAGAUUUUAGUGAAAAUUUCGUAAAUCCUAGAAUUUUAAAUGGUAUGAACACGAGAUUUCCUCAGACUAUUACUGAAAUUCUUGGUUAUUUUAAAUAAUUUUCUUCUUACAAACAAAUAAUAGAACUUGCUUUUCAAAUUGUGGUUUAUCUUUUACGAAAUUUCUGUUUUGAAGUUCUCAUAUUUCAAUAUUUUUUUCAACAGAAACGUUAAUUAAAUUGGGAAAAAAAUUGCGAUUCCAAAAGUCGAUGGAUCGUUAGAUUAAUUGUAUUGCCCUGGUAUUAAUGAACUACUAAAUGCAUUUAUAAUUCAGUUUCUGAAACCCGUGCGACCUCGAUAUACGCGUGAGUACGACGUCCCGGUCAUCGCGCAGCCACGAAAUAUCACCUGUAGACACGUACACACACUUGCGUAGACGAGAAAAUCUGUGUCACGCUGGGGUAGAAACUGUUCGGGGGUUGAUUUAGGGGGUGAGAGAAGGGGGCGGUUUGGCAGUGGAAUAUUCUCAGUGACCAAGCGUCCCUAGUAUCAGACGGAUGCGCCAACUUUCCCGCGCUCAUCUUGAGGGAAAGAUAAUUAUUUAAAUUACCCUGAGUGGUAGUAUUAUUAAUUUUAAAUUACCGUCCAAUCGAACUUUUUCUUCCGUUUCGCGUGCUAGAAGCGUGAAAUAGUGACCGUAUUGAUAAAAUUACAAUAUUUUACAAAAUCGAAGGGACCAUUUCACCUGCCCGGACUGAUCAGAGUUAAGCAGCACUUUCCGGGGAACAAUUAAUAUAAGUAAGAAAUGUUUAAUUUAUAUACAACGCUGAAUAAAAAGGACGAGGAGAAUGCUACUCGUCGUCGUGAAUCCGAUGUUACGGGACACGAUAGAUUCUACCAGGAACGACCUCGCUCACGUCGCAAGAGACGACCUUCCAAUAGACGAACAAAAAGUGCCAUUGAACUUGAUGCAAAUGCAAUUUUAACAGCCCAAGCAAAUCACGCACGACGUAAUCGAAGUGCAAGUAUCGAAGGGGGUGAAAGCAGCAGCAGUAGUGCUGAAGACAGAUUUCAAUUAACUAUGAAAAUUGAUAGUCUAGCGAAGCUACUUUUUAAUCGAGUAUCAGCUGCUAAAGCAUAUCGGGACAACGAAAUUAGAAAUGGUAGGCCUAAUUACGAGUCAUUGGACCAAGGUUCCUCGGUCCGUGAGGAAGGUGGCGAAUAUCUGGAGAUGGAGAAAAAGUCAAGGGACCAUGCCCUAUUAGUCUGCGAAGUUUACAUCCAAGGGACCUUACGGUACAAUCUGAUUAAGCAACUCUGCAACGUUGGCUCUCGAGUCGACAAACAUUGGUUCGCUGUCCGUGACACAACUCUGAAGACCGACAGGUUAUUGACACUAGUGCCAUUGAAUCGUAAUUGUCCACUCACCCUCUGUUCGUCCACUAAAGACGUCCUCAACAAGUUAUUUCUGGCUCUGCAGCAUCCGUAUGUGUGUCCAGUACUUGACCUAGAGUUCAUUGAGUUCGAGGGACAGAAUUACGUGAUUCUAGUACAACCCAUAAAUCAAGGCAGCAUGAAGGAUCUUAUUUAUGGAAUCGAGAGAAACUGCUGGAAUGCAGAUUGGAGUCACAAAUAUACAGCCCGUGGAAAAGGUCUCACAUUACCCCAAAUUUUACAAAUGGGAAGACAAGUUCUCGAAGCUUUAAUAUUCCUUAAGGACCGUGGUUUUCCAACUGUGACGCACUUGCACUCUGGCAAUGUUGUUAUUCAAAACGGUGUCGCACGUCUCGCAGGACUUGAGAAUUCACUUUUGGGAUUUACCAGUCGAAUUCAUCCUGUUGUCACCUCUCGACCCACCCCUCGUGACGCCGUAGAUAGCGUUUGCUUCGGUCAUAUGCUGUUUGAAAUGUGCACGGGUUACGAGUUGUGCGCUUUCAAGCCGUCGUCAGUUCACAUGGCAGAUCUUGAAAAAUAUCCAAAGGUUGCUGAUCUCAUGGACCUCAUAUUCAACCACCCAGGAGGUCAUUAUCCCAGUGUCGAGGAGCUGUUGGUGCACGACCUAUUCCGCAAUAUCGAUCUGCGCGAAAUGCGAAAUGCACCGGUAAACACAUUUCGCCCGAUAGUUACGCCAUCAAUUGUGGCCCUUCUCGAAGCCAUCAAACGCCACAACAGCAGCCGCAGAAUUCCUAGCGUCAUCCCUGAAGAAAUGAUAUUACUGCAGAGUCCGGAGGACCAACCCACUAACACCGGACGAUUUCUCACUGAAAUGUACAACGAAAUAACGAGUACAACACUAUAAUUUAACAAUUUCAAAAAAAUUAGCUUCUGGAAUAGAAUUUGCCAAAAUAUCGAAAAUUAAAAAUCUAACGUGAUACGUUUUACCACUUUGCUACCGAAUUAACAAUUGACAAAGUUCUUUGUUCUCUUUUAUCCAACGUAAAUUAGUAAUUUGUCAAUAUUAAUAUGAUUGAUGUCUGAAUAAAGUGAAUAAUUAUAACUGAACAAUAUAAAAAAGGGUUAAGGGACCUUGAGAUUGUCGAAUUGACAACAAUCUCACUUUAAAUUAUACGUCAAUAGACUAAGUGAAAAAUACAAAAAGCGCAAAUAUGCGUAAUAUUUAAACAGAAACGAGAAUUAUGUAACAGAAUAAAAUAUCGAUUUUUCUGCGAUGAUAAUCUAGUUCACUCAAUUUUUUUUCACGUCCAAAAAUAUAUGUCAUGAACUUUUCCAUAUCAUGCUUGCCAGAAAUAUACAAUGAAUAUUUAAACCUCAUUUUAUUCCCGAAAUGAAGGCCCCAUUAAAUUGCAAAACCCACAGUCGAUCCUGUCAAAGGAUAAAAAAUGAUAAAAUCGUAUCAUAAUUUUUUCUCAUCCAAAAUAGGACCAUGAACC
Diachasmimorpha longicaudata is the source of this 2984-nucleotide messenger RNA. It is a transcript of the gene Slob, whose product is annotated as Slowpoke binding protein. Lineage: Eukaryota; Metazoa; Arthropoda; Insecta; Hymenoptera; Braconidae. The record is from RefSeq and is a predicted model, not a curated record. The transcript has 9 exons. The coding region runs from base 899 to 2392 and encodes 497 amino acids.